Messenger RNA from Leguminivora glycinivorella, 1202 nucleotides. RefSeq names its product programmed cell death protein 2 (gene Zfrp8). The transcript has 5 exons. The record is from RefSeq and is a predicted model, not a curated record. Gene Ontology annotation, cellular component: nucleus; cytoplasm. Bases 94 to 1161 code for a protein of 355 amino acids. NCBI's taxonomy places the organism in Eukaryota, Metazoa, Arthropoda, Insecta, Lepidoptera, Tortricidae.
UCGCCUAUGUGCAUUACAUUGUUCAAGAAGUUAAUAUUUUCCAACUACUUUAGAUAAGAUUCCUUGUGAAAUCCGAAACAUUCUGGAUUUGUAAUGUCGGUAACCAAAGUGGAUAUAGGGACACUGGAGGAGAAGAGUAGUUGGCUUCUGCAUCCAAGAUUCUUCCCGAGUAAAAUUGGAGGGAAACCUGCAUGGUUAGAUCUUGAAAAUAUCCCUCAUCCUAAAGAUUUAACCUGCAAGAAAUGUGGUGAUCCCCUUGUUAUGAUAUGUCAAGUCUACGCUCCGUAUGAAGAAUCCGACGACGGUUUUCAUCGCACAAUUUUUGUGUUUAUUUGUAAAAAUGGAUCCUGCUGUCAAAUAAACACUGCAGAAAACUUAGUAGCAUUUCGCUGCCAAUUACCACGAAGAAAUAAAUUCUAUUCUUAUGAGCCCUAUAAAGUUGAUGAGAACGAAGUAUUUGGCAUGGACAAAUGGCCUAAACUGUGUGAGUUAUGUGGACUCAGAGCUCCUUCACAUUGCUCAAAAUGUAAAAAAACUUAUUAUUGCAGUCGCAAACAUCAAGUACUUGAUUGGCAGAAUGGUCAUAAGCAACUUUGCCCCACUUUGCAGACAGAAGAAGUCCCUGAUAAUUACUUCACAGUAACAGAAGCGGGAAAAAAUAAUCUAUAUAAAGAAUGGGAACUUAUAGUAGAUGAAGAAGAUGAAGAAAAUCCAACAAAUGUUGAUGAGAACAGAGAAAUGGCAAAACUUAACGAAAUGAUAAAAGAAAAGAAAGCCGGUACAUUGUCCAAUGUGAGUGAAACUGAACUUGAACAGUAUGUUGGAAGAGAAGUGCCAGACGAUAAAGUCUUCAACAAGUUUAACAAGAGAGUGGCAAGACAUCCAGAGCAGGUUCUGAGAUAUGACAGGGGCGGCACUCCACUGUGGAUUACAGGCAACGCUGAGAACUGUGUUAUGGAUGUUGAAAACUGUGAAUAUUGCAAUGGAGAAAGACAAUUUGAAUUUCAGAUCAUGCCACAGCUUCUAAACUUCAUAAAUGUUGGCUUAGACAUCAACAGUGUGGACUGGGGAGUGCUGGUUGUGUAUACUUGCAAAGCAAGCUGCAACCAAGGCCCUGCUUACAAGAAGGAGUUUAUUAUAAAACAAGAUAUAACCAGCUAAAUCAUUUUAUUAAUAUAUUUCUAUGUACAUGUAAAUCACAA